GCAGGAACCAAUAGUGUGGUACAAAGUUUGUAUUGGAGAAAAUAAUUCUAAAAAUUGUGUGUAUAAAGUUUGUAAGCAACAUAUUAAUGAACCAAAGGCGAAUCUGUCGCACACGAUCUCUUCACGGCAAUGUGCAGUUCCAACCCUGCUACAGUGAUGCUUCCUUACGGAAUCAAAGUCCCCAUUUCUUCUCCUUACAUCCAAAGUUCUCAAAUGGCUAUAGAACUUCAACGGGCCCAGCAGUUUUACGAUUAUAGUGCAAGGAUGCAUUACGGAAUCCGGGGCUACCCUAACGCUCUUGGUCUGACUUCUUAUCAGACCCACCCGUCCGUCGACCAUUAUCUCCAGCAUUAUCUCUACAAGGACCCUAGAAUCAGAUACUUGCACGAAGAACCAAAGCCUAAUCAUAGCUAUAUUGGACUUAUUGCAAUGGCCAUUCUAAGUUCACGAGAUAAAAAACUGGUGCUUUCGGAUAUAUAUCAGUGGAUACUUGACAACUAUCCAUAUUUCCGGACCCGAGGACCUGGAUGGAGAAACAGCAUUCGCCAUAACUUGUCUCUAAACGAUUGCUUUAUAAAAUCGGGAAGAAGUGCCAAUGGGAAAGGACACUACUGGGCCAUCCAUCCUGCAAACAUUGAUGAUUUCCAGAAAGGGGAUUUUCGUCGGAGACGGGCUCAACGCCGUGUCAGACGACAUAUGGGGUUAGCUGUACCGGAUGAUGACGAAAGCCCCGUUCCUUCUCCCUCUGAAACAAACUGGGCGGAUCACGAAGAUGCAGACCUACAAAGGCCAAGAAGAUCUUACUCCGAAGAACUCUCAAACGCAGACGACGAAUGCCUGGACAUUACAAAUGAGACUGAAAAUUCUCUUUCAUUGUCGGAAGAAGCAAACAGCCCCUCCGAGAAGAAGACAGAACAGCAGACAAAUUUGGAUCUCAAAGUGACUGAGUCCGAAAGGGUCCCCCCUAAGAAGAGAAAUUUUGAUAUGGACAGUUUGUUAGCCCCCGAUACUGGUAUAAAGCAUCACAGAGGAGAUGAUACUCACUUUUUACCCUACGAACAAACAGACAAAGCAGAAGACACUGAUAUAGAUGUAGAAACAGAAGCAAGAGAUUCUCCAAAAAUUUCUCCAGAAAGCAGCAGUGAAAAGGAAAAUGUGCUGGACUUAUCCUCUCAAAGGGAUGAAAUAACUCAACAGAAUUCGUUGAAGCUUAACGAGGACUCUUCUUUAUCGGGCAAUAACGGGCUCGUAUUCGGUUCGAGUUUACGGGGAUUCACCCCGAUAAGUCCCGCAAGUUCAGACGCUGUCCAAGGAUCCUCAGAAUCUUGGAGUAGCCUUCGCCCCUAUCUCCCCGCUUAUCCCGUCAUGGGUCUGAAAAACGGUCUUCAACACUCUAUAUUCCUGUCUCGGACUAUAUCUCAAAUUCAGCAAAAUCGCCUGGGAACACAGUUCCCUUAUCGUCUGCCGCUGGAAAGAACUAGCCGACUCCCUGAUGUGACCCACAACAGACAAAUGACAAAUUGAAUGUUGGGAGAUUUUGUUGUCCUCAACAAAACACUUUUGUUAUUGAACAAACAUGAAAAAGGUAGUGUAAAUAUUCCGCCGUAACGUUCUUGUUUGUAGUUUGUAGUGUACAAUUUAAAAUAAUUUGGACACACAACGUCUAAAUGAAAUACUGUUUGUAUUGCGUUGUUUCCUUAAAUUUUGUUUAUCUAUGCUCAUUGAUUUUGUUAUCUUUAUGUAAAAAAUUAUCAUUAAAGGUACAUGUGA
This is a messenger RNA of Magallana angulata, 1770 nucleotides long. RefSeq names its product forkhead box protein C1-B-like. Gene Ontology annotation, biological process: regulation of transcription by RNA polymerase II; cell differentiation; anatomical structure morphogenesis. Gene Ontology annotation, molecular function: DNA-binding transcription factor activity, RNA polymerase II-specific; RNA polymerase II cis-regulatory region sequence-specific DNA binding. Bases 130 to 1524 code for a protein of 464 amino acids. The record is from RefSeq and is a predicted model, not a curated record. NCBI's taxonomy places the organism in Eukaryota, Metazoa, Mollusca, Bivalvia, Ostreida, Ostreidae. The transcript has a single exon.